Messenger RNA from Oncorhynchus tshawytscha (Chinook salmon), 2953 nucleotides. RefSeq lists its product as uncharacterized. The record is from RefSeq and is a predicted model, not a curated record. The transcript is spliced from 13 exons. Bases 66 to 2291 code for a protein of 741 amino acids. NCBI's taxonomy places the organism in Eukaryota, Metazoa, Chordata, Actinopteri, Salmoniformes, Salmonidae.
GGAGAUGAUUAGACAGACAGACAGACAGACAGACAGACAGACAGAUAGGCUAAGAGAAAGACAUCAUGGACCUUGGUAUGCUGCUCCUGCUGGUACUCAGCAGUGCCGUCUGCCACAGCGCGGAGUCGACGUAUUAUGGCGGGACUGUGCGCUGUACAGUACCGGGAUACAUGCCCCCAGACUCGAAAUGGACAGGAGAGGUACAAUUCCACUACCGUGAGAAUGGCAGGGACAGGUGUGAACAGCAGUUCUCCUGGGAGUGCACCAGCGGCUACUGUAAUGGCAGUGCCAACCGACAAGGACCUGUCGUGCAGACCACCGACAAGGACCAGUCCGGCCAAAACCUCUGGUGCCAGUCGGAGGGACACUUGACUAGAAACUUCACUAGGGACCAGAAAACCCAAUCCUACACCCUGAGUGACUCAGGUUGCUGUUGGGGCUCCAAUGUCAAUGGAAAGACCAACUGGACAAUACACACCGAGGUGGAUUUGGGGUUACGGGUCAGCCCGGGGCCUCCAACUCAAAACACACCUCCUGUCACGGCAACUGUCCCAACCCUGCGAGUUCCUCAGAACUGCUUUUCCACUCUUCCUCUCUUGGCCUAUGACCCGGAUGGAGAUGACGUGAGGUGCCACUUCCCUGUGAAUGUCGCACACCCCAACAUUACACUUGACAGGGUCCAGUGCACUCUGCAUGCCACGGGCCGGUUGGCUGUAGGGUUGCAUGUAUUUGAGGUGCUGCUGCAGGACCAUCCCACUGUAGACGUCAACAUGACGGGAUAUAAAUCUAAUUAUACCAGAAAGGCCCUGAACGAGUCCUAUGCCAGUAACCCGACUCCGACCCCGUUCAGCCGCGUGCCCUUGCAGUUUGCCGUGGAGAUCCAGCCAGCUCUAUCCAACUGUCUCCCUGGCUACAUACGACCACAGUUCUUCACUCCAACACCUUCACAUGGGGAUGUCCAUCAUGCCGCUGUGGGUCACCUGUACCAACUCGAAGCCCGAGUAAAAACCGCCCAUGCCAAGACAUUUGACUUCCAGGUCAGCGGCCCUUCCAACAUGACCAAGAAGAUCAGGGAUGAGGGCUUUGGUGUCACGAGGCUCUUCCUGGGCUGGAUCCCGCAGGAAAGACACCUGAGACAAAGCAUUCCCAUCUGUUUCACUGCCGAGACAAACGAGAGCCAGUCAGAGAUGAGAUGUGUGGUUGUGGUGGUGGCCAAAGCCCUCGCACUUACAGGUGAGGCGAAUGUUUCGUGCACAGACAAUAGGAUCAGCAUUGCUGUGAGCAAGGCCUAUCUGCCUGGGGUGGACAUGAAGUGGCUGCGGCUAGCCGACUCAUCCUGCUCCCUAACCUCCAACCAAACACACAUCAUGGGCACCAUGUCACUCAAAACCUGUGGCACAAAGAUGGAGGAUGCAGGUGACUUCAUGGUGUUCAAAAACGAAAUAAACUCCUUCGACGCGGUCAACGCGACCAUCACGCGACGUAACCGGAUCAACAUCGGCUUCUCCUGCCGGUAUCCCAAGACCGUCAGCAUUUCCAACUAUUACCAGAUCCACAGCUCCAACUACAUGUUCACAGAGUCCAACUUUGGCAGCUUCGGCUACACCUUUGAGGUCUUCAAGGACAGUAAGUUCACCCAGAAGGUGGAUCCCAGUGCUUACCCAGUGAAGGUGAAGCUAAUGGACAGGCUGUACAUGGGCAUCCAGGCCCAGGCCGAUCUGCCCAAGGUACAGCUGUUGGUGGAGUCUUGCAAAGCCACUCCGGAUGACAGCGCCAGCAGCAGUCUCUUCUACGACCUCAUCAAAGACGGGUGUCUAAAGGACGAGACAGUCAAGGUUUAUCCCGGGAACCGAACCCAAUUCUACUUUGAGGUCCAGGCCUUCAAAUUCACUGGGAGCUACGACCAGGUGUUCCUCACCUGUACCGUCAUCCUGUGUGAGGUAGGAAACCCCAACUCUAGGUGUGACCAGGGCUGCCUGACCAAAGCCUCGCGGAGGCGCAGGCGAGAUCUCCCCAACGGAGAGACAGACAGGCACUACAUUACCCAGGGUCCUUUCCGUGUGGUCAGAGAGACCCAGCCCAGUGCAGACCAGAAGACAGGUGCAGGUGAAAAGACCCGUGCAGCUCCUGUUGUAGAUGUGGAAGCUACAUAUUUUCUCAGAUCGGACAUGGGAACCAUAGUCUUCGCCGGGCUGUUCAUCAUGACCUUGAUUCUGCUGACAGUGGUCGUGGUCUAUUUUUUGAAGAAGAGCAGAGCUGAAGAACACGAGGCUCUCAUUGCAUAUGAUUAGAGAAAUGUAACUGGAUUUGUGCCUGACCAGGGUCACUUCUGGUUUCCCAAACGUAAAGCACACCUUUCUUUUAGUUUUACUUUAAACAACAAAUUAACACUAGUUUACAUACUGAAUACAGUAACAUUACUACACAAAUUAACACUAGUUUACAUACUGAAUACAGUAACAUUACUACACAAAUUAACACUAGUUUACAUACUGAAUACAGUAACAUUACUACACAAAUUAACACUAGUUUACAUACUGAAUACAGUAACAUUACUACACAAAUUAACACUAGUUUACAUACUGAAUACUGUAACAUUACGACACAAAUGUAGUUGGUUCAUUCUUAUUCACUUUUCUGUGAUAUAGACAUUUGGAUCAACUGUUUGUUGCUCCUGACUCAAGAAAGUGGAAGAAAUUGGUUGUUGUUGAGAAUCCUGUUAUGCAAAUAAGUCUGUAUUGAUUACAUACAUUUUAGGCAAAAGUACUCUUUUAUACUGUUCUCUGCCUCACCACUCAUUCAAACAUGAUUUAUUGCUUUAAAGGGGCAAUCAUUUUAUGACUAAUAAAUGUAUGAUAUUUGUUGAUUCUUGAAUAUUUAUAAAUUCCUCAUGAGUUUAGUUCAAGUGUUGUACCCCCAUCAGAACCCAAAAUAAAUGCUUGUUUUACUUCAA